AUGUACUGCAAUAUAACGACAAUAGAGUCCCAGGCACAGAUUAACUCCACCGUCUUCCACCUGGUUGAGAUGGUCAGCAUGUGUGUGAGCUGCACCUUGAACACAGUGCUCAGUGCUCCUCUGCUCCUGGUCAUCCCUCGCUCCCCGUCCCUCCUCAGACAGACUCGCUUCCUGCUCCUCAUACAACUCCUCUUCUGUGACAACCUCCAGGUGGACCUCCUCCUCAGUACUGCUCUGGCUGUGGACCGCGUCGUGGCUAUCAAGUGGCCCCUGCAUCAUGAUUUCUUGAUGCGCACACAAUGGAAAAGAGUGACUGUUGUAUCCAUAUGGACCUUACCAAUUGUGCUCACCACUGUGUCUUUGAUCAUCAGCCUCAGCACCAUCCAGGUCAGUUUCACCCUCCCCCGCUGUCGGCCUCUCAUCUUUACGCCCUGCCUGUCGGAGACAUCGGCUGUGAUACUCUACUCCACUGUGUGCACCGCUGUGGUGGUGCCUCUCUGCUACCUGAUCAUCCUGGGAUGCUUCUGCCUGCUCUGCUGGGACAUGCGUGUAGAGCUGCUCUGCACCGAGAGAGCUUGCGUGACUCUGACCCUCCAGGCCGUUCAGACCAUUCUCUUUUCGGUUCCUGUGCUCAUGGACAGCUACCUGAUCCCUGCAUACCUGCAUAGUGAUGCUCUUGACAUAGCAACCACCAUCACCUACAACGUGGGGGUGUCGCUCAUCCCUCUGGUCUACGGGUAUCGCUCUCGGGAGCUGCAGAAACGAAUCCAACAGGCUGCGCACAUGAACAAAGUCAACAACGAAAGUCAGUCUUAA
Stegastes partitus (bicolor damselfish) is the source of this 816-nucleotide messenger RNA. RefSeq names its product olfactory receptor 4K17-like. Gene Ontology annotation, cellular component: membrane. Gene Ontology annotation, molecular function: odorant binding; olfactory receptor activity. Bases 1 to 816 code for a protein of 271 amino acids. Gene Ontology annotation, biological process: detection of chemical stimulus involved in sensory perception of smell. Lineage: Eukaryota; Metazoa; Chordata; Actinopteri; Pomacentridae. The transcript is spliced from 2 exons. The record is from RefSeq and is a predicted model, not a curated record.